Strongylocentrotus purpuratus (purple sea urchin) is the source of this 1044-nucleotide messenger RNA. Its product is annotated as cell wall protein IFF6. The record is from RefSeq and is a predicted model, not a curated record. The transcript has 3 exons. The coding region runs from base 103 to 726 and encodes 207 amino acids. Lineage: Eukaryota; Metazoa; Echinodermata; Echinoidea; Camarodonta; Strongylocentrotidae.
UAUGGUGCUUGCAGAGAGGUGAAUCAGCAUUAUCAUUUCACUUCCCUUCCACGCCGGUGAUCUUGUAAGAGCUUGGAAAGGCUUAGAAUUUGCAGAGGUAAAAUGGCGCCCUUUCUUCUCGCUUUGAUCAUAUUUGGAGUCUCAGCUAGGACUAAUGCUUUGCCAUACCCCGGCGACAUACCGGGCGACGACGAAGACGGGUACAAUGUCGGCAUCCCCUUCUCCGAAGUCUGUCAUCGGGCCUUCACCGACAACGAGCCGAAAUAUGACAUCGGGUUUGUCAACUACAUGGUCGAUUCCAUCUGCCCGUUCGUCUCCGAUAAUGGCGAGAAAGGCUCGGGGAAGGGGUCCGUUUACUGGUCGGGCUACGGGCUGCAGAUCUUAACCAUCGAAAAUAUAGUCGAAGCGCUCUCCCCAGAUCCCGGUGACCGGCAGAUCCUCAGAGGGUUGGCCGAGAGUGCCUGCAAGUCCGAGGUCCAGGGGCACAUGGGCAUCGAUUCCUUCUGCCGCUUCCGUCGGGACGGCAUCAAAGUCAGCGGCAUGGAGGAUGGUGGCGGUGCUGGUAGCGGUGCUGGUAGCGGUGAUAGAAGUGGUGCUGGUAGCGGUGCUGGUAGCGGUGAUAGUAGUGGUGCUGGCAGUGGUGAUGGAAGUGAUGAUAGUAGCGUCGAUGAUGGAUAUGGCUUUUCUUUUUAUUGGAGCAGUAUUGUUGACGAACGUGAUUGGUAAAUGAAGAAGGAAAAAAAGAAUCGUUUGUCACAUUAAUUUUGACUUGCGAGUAUUAGUUAAAUAGUUAAAAUCUAUCAUGUUUAUAUAGUGCUACACAAAAAGUGUUUUGGUCUUGAAUUGCUUGAUGUAAGGGGUUUCAUGUGAUUUCUAAAUACGUACGCACUCGCAUAGAAUAGUGCGCGCACGGAACCCAAGUCCGACUUGGUUUCUGUGUGAGCCCUCUACGCGGGGUUUUAUGUUACUCUUAUUUUCUCCAAACUCCUUAAAGUGGAAAUUCAAAAAAAAUCACAAAUAUGUCAACUAAUGUAUCACUAGAAA